GACAAGUGGUCUAUUUAAAACCUCAAUCCUGGCAUUGUUGGCCGUUCCGUUCAUUCAUACAUUCAUUCAUUCAUUCAUUCAACCAAGUCAUUCCUUCUCACGAGAGGCCCUCAAUAUCCUCUCUUUUGGCACCAAGACACGAUCAGAUUAUACGAAAAGCUGACUCUAUCAUCAUCAUGAAGCAAUCAGUUUUCAUGGCUUUGGCCGGCCCACUGGCGGCCAUGGUCGACGCCCACUCCAUCUUCAGCACUCUCUUCGUGGAUGAUGUAUCUCAGGGCGAUGCUACUUGCGUUCGAAUGAAUCCCGAUUCCGACCAGGCCACGGCCCCUGUUAUUGAUCUCGCAAGCGACGACAUGGCCUGCGGCUUUGGCGGGCAAACCGCUGUCGAAUACACCUGCCCAGCAUCGGCAGGCAGCAAGCUGACUUUCGAGUGGCGUUUGUAUGCCGAUGGCUCGCAGUCAGGCUCGAUAGACGCCAACCACAAGGGCCCGUGUGCGGUAUAUGCCAAGAAGGUUGACAACAUGGCGACUGACUCUGCUGCGGGGGCCGGGUGGUUCAAGCUAUGGGAUGAAGGCUACAACGAAGAUACCGGCAAAUGGUGCACUGAGAAUUUGAUCGAGAACAACGGCCUGAUGUCGAUUGUGAUCCCUCCUGGUCUGCCUGGGGGCAACUACCUCUUUCGCCCCGAGCUGCUCGCCUUGCAUGCCGUAGCCGACUUGCACCAACCUCAGUGGUAUACUGGAUGCGCACAGAUAUUUGUCGACAGCAGCAACACGGAAGCUCUGGAAGUGCCGGAAGAGUACAGCACAUCCAUCCCGGGCUAUACUACUGCCGACAAUGCUAGCCUCACUCUCAACAUCUGGACCACAUUUCCUCUACCUUACUACGUACCCGGCCCUCACACCUACAUCGUCCCUUCGACUUACGCAAACACGGGUGGAGAUGCUUUGGUUCAAACCGAAGGUGUAAUCCCUGAGGAUUGCCUCAUCAAGAACGGCAACUGGUGCGGGGCCGAAGUGUCUUCGUACACCACCCAAGACGGCUGCUACAGCGCCUCGGAGGAGUGCUAUAGCCAAGGCCAAACGUGCUACGAUACGGCCCCGCCAACAGGUAACAAGAAUUGCGAGACCUGGGAGAACAAGUGCAAGGCUAUCCAGGAUCAAUGCGAUGCCGGAAACUGGAACGGACCGCCCGACAAGGGAGUGAAGCUCACCGAUGCAUACCCGUCAAUCACUGUGGCCAUCCCCGCCGCGCUGAAUGCCGACUACUAUUCGGGCAGCGACAGUGACAGCAGCGACAACGACAGCAGUGACACGCAGGCAACGGCAGAAGCGUCAAGCCUUGUAGGUAGUUCACGUGCCUGGGAAACUAGAGUGAUACCUUUACUUUUUCUUCGGGGAAUAUCGUGACAGAAAAUAUUGAAACGGCAUGACUUUAUGAUGAGCCAAUAUCAGGGCUUUUUUUUUCUCACAUGCGUUUUGGCUCCAGCAGCCAAUUCAGCUGUAUACAGAUUUGGUUAACACUUUUACUUCAU
This is a messenger RNA of Pseudomassariella vexata, 1534 nucleotides long. Its product is annotated as glycosyl hydrolase family 61-domain-containing protein. The record is from RefSeq and is a predicted model, not a curated record. The coding region runs from base 177 to 1409 and encodes 410 amino acids. NCBI's taxonomy places the organism in Eukaryota, Fungi, Ascomycota, Sordariomycetes, Amphisphaeriales, Pseudomassariaceae. The transcript is spliced from 3 exons.